Messenger RNA from Vigna unguiculata (cowpea), 1311 nucleotides. RefSeq names its product GDSL esterase/lipase At5g45960-like. NCBI's taxonomy places the organism in Eukaryota, Viridiplantae, Streptophyta, Magnoliopsida, Fabales, Fabaceae. The record is from RefSeq and is a predicted model, not a curated record. Gene Ontology annotation, molecular function: hydrolase activity, acting on ester bonds.
UCCAUUUUGAUCAAAGAAAUUCGAAAACUCCAUUUUGAUGUUAGAGAAGGGAGGAAGGUGAGAAGCACGUUAACUGUUCUUCCUUCUGGUCCCUCCCUCGUUUCUCAUCAACAUAGCCAUCAUUAUGCAAACCUCUAAGCUUUUCCUGCUGCUUUUGUUGUCAUGUUUUGUGGCCACCAUUGAAGGUUCUAAGAAGCAGGUAUCAGCUAUGUAUGUGUUUGGAGACUCCACAGUAGACCCUGGAAACAACAACUUCAUAGACUCUGCUUUCAGAAGCAAUUUUCCACCAUAUGGUAGAGAUUUUGUUAACCAAGUUCCCACCGGAAGGUUCACCAAUGGGAAGCUUGGCACUGAUUUUAUUGCUUCAUAUUUAGGCCUAAAAGACUUGUUACCACCAUAUUUGGAUCCCAAUCUCACCGACAAAGAAAUUGUAACAGGUGUCAGCUUUGCCUCUGCUGGUUCCGGCUUUGAUCCACUAACUCCAACUCUGGGUAAUGUAAUUUCAAUACCAAAGCAAUUGGAAUAUUUUAAAGAAUACAAAAAGAGGUUAGAGGGUAUGCUUGGUAACAGAAAAACCGAAUAUCAUAUGAACAAUGCUUUCUUUUUCAUCAGCGCGGGUACAAAUGACUACGUUAUUAACUAUUUUUCGGUGCCAAUACGAAGAAACUACACUCCAUUAACCUAUGGACAGUUCUUGCUUCAGCAUGUUAAAGAUUUCAUACAGAAUUUAUGGAAAGAAGGUGCAAGAAAAAUAGCUUUGGUUGGAGUACCUCCAAUGGGGUGCUUACCGAUCGUGAUCACAUUGAAUUCCCAUAAUUUGUUUCUGGAGCGUGGUUGCAUAGACAAGUAUUCAGCUGUUGCAAGAGAUUACAACAUCAUGCUUCAACAUGAAUUGUUCUUAAUGCAACUAAACUUCUCCAAUGGUGCCAAAAUCUCCUACAUCGACAUAUAUGAACCCUUGAACAACAUGAUCCAAUCGCAUGAAAAUCUUGGUUUUGAUGAGGUUGAUCAUGGUUGCUGUGGAAGUGGUUACAUCGAAACAACCUUUAUGUGUAAUGGGUUUUCAUUGGUGUGCUCUGAUCCAUCAAAGUUUGUCUUCUGGGAUUCAAUACACCCUACGGAAAAGGCAUACUUUCGCUUAUUUAUGCUAGCCCGUCCCAAAAUCGAUGCCCUAAUCAACGCCUAGAAUCGAUUCCUCUCGCUUAUAUAUUGUUAAUUCAAUUUGCUUAGUUCCAAAUUUAGAAUAAAAAUGCUUGUUUGUACCAAACUAAAAGGAAAAAUAACAAAGUUCUUUCUUAUUUUCUAUAAAAA